AUGGCCUCUAGUGACAGUGACGAGGAUCGUAGAGAACGUGAUAAAUUUGCUGAAAGACUCAAAAGAAAAGACAAAGACAGAACUCGUAAUAUUGCUAUUCCUCGAUCUGAUAAAAAAGCUUACGAAGAAGCAGCUAAACGAUUAAAACUAGAAAAUGAACGUGAGAAAGAAAUGGUCAUUCCUCGACUGCGUAUUGAGUCUCGUCGUAAAUAUCUUGAAAAAAGAAAAGAUGACAAGGUUACUGAACUUGAAGCCGAUAUCAUAGACGAUGAAUAUUUAUUUGAUGCUGAAGAUUUAUCGCAACGUGAAAUUUUUGAUCGUGAACACAAAAAGAAGUUAUUGAGUCUCGCCAAAGAACAUGAAAAAGCUAGAGAACUUGAAAAUGUUCAACGUUAUCGGAUGCCCCAAGAUAUCAAAGAUGACCAGAUGGAGUAUGAGAUGGAAGUGGAUAAGGCACCAAUUACUGAACAACAAAAAUGGGAAGAAGAACAAAUGUCUUCUGCUGUUUAUAAGUUUGGUGCUAAAAGACAAGAAAAAGAACAAUAUGAAUUAUUGAUUGAUAAUCAAAUAGAUUUUAUUCAAACUGCAAAUUUACCUGGCACUCAUGAAGAUGAAAAACCGGAAAUAACUGAAAAACAAAAGAAAAAACUUAACAUAGAAGAGACAAAAAAAAGUUUGCCUAUAUAUAAAUUCAAAAAAGAUCUUAUAAGAGCUAUUAAAGACCAUCAGAUACUCAUUAUAGAAGGAGAAACUGGUUCUGGUAAAACCACACAAAUUCCUCAAUAUUUACAUGAAGCUGGUUUCACAGAAAACAAUAAAAUAAUUGGAUGUACGCAACCUAGAAGAGUUGCGGCUAUGUCAGUUGCAGCUCGUGUAGCAGAUGAGAUGUCUGUUAAACUUGGAAAUGAAGUUGGUUACAGUAUACGUUUUGAAGAUUGCACUUCAGAGCGUACUAUAAUCAAAUACAUGACUGAUGGAACAUUGCAUAGAGAGUUUUUGUCUGAACCAGAUUUACAGUCUUAUAGUGUGAUGAUUGUAGAUGAAGCUCAUGAGCGUACCCUUCAUACUGAUAUUUUAUUUGGUUUGGUAAAAGAUGUUAUACGAUUCAGAAAAGAUUUAAAAUUAUUAAUAUCAAGCGCCACAUUAGACGCACAGAAGUUUUCUGAAUUUUUUGAUGAUGCACCUAUCUUUAGAAUACCUGGAAGACGUUUCCCUGUGGAUAUAUACUACACAAAAGCGCCUGAGGCAGAUUAUAUUGAUGCCUGUGUUGUAUCUAUAUUACAGAUACAUGUAACACAGCCCCUCGGAGAUAUAUUAGUCUUUUUAACUGGCCAGGAAGAAAUUGAAACUUGUAACGAACUACUACAGGAGCGUGUUCGUAGACUUGGUUCUCAAAUCAAAGAACUGAUUUUAUUACCAGUUUAUAGUAAUUUACCUACUGAGAUGCAAGCUAAAAUUUUUGAGCCUACACCUCCCAACGCUAGAAAAGUUGUUUUAGCCACGAAUAUAGCAGAAACUUCUUUAACAAUUGACAAUAUUAUUUAUGUUAUUGACCCAGGUUUUUGUAAACAAAAUAAUUUCAAUUCACGUACUGGUAUGGAAUCUUUAAUAGUUGUACCAAUAUCAAAGGCAAGUGCUAAUCAAAGAGCUGGAAGAGCUGGCCGAGUAGCUGCUGGUAAAUGUUUUCGCUUAUAUACAUCAUGGGCUUAUAAAAGUGAACUUGAAGACAAUACAGUUCCAGAAAUUCAAAGAAUUAAUUUGGGCAAUGCUGUGUUGAUGUUGAAGGCUCUUGGUAUUCACGACUUAAUACAUUUUGAUUUUUUAGAUCCUCCACCGCACGAAACCUUAGUGCUUGCAUUGGAACAACUUUAUGCAUUGGGAGCAUUGAAUCACAAGGGUGAAUUAACCAAAUUAGGACGUCGUAUGGCUGAAUUCCCAUUAGACCCAAUGAUGGCAAAAAUGCUCUUGGCUUCCGAGAAGUAUAAAUGUUCAGAAGAAAUUGCUACCAUAGCAGCAAUGUUAAAUGUAAAUAGCGCUAUAUUUUACAGACCCAAAGAUAAAUUAAUUUUAGCUGAUACAGCUCGUAAAAAUUUUUUUUCACAAGGUGGUGAUCAUUUAGCUUUAUUAAAUAUAUAUACUCAAUGGGCCAAUACAGAUUUUAGUACAAAUUGGUGCUAUGAAAAUUACAUUCAACACAGAUCUAUGCGAAGAGCGCGGGAUGUCAGAGAUCAGUUAGUUAAUUUAAUGCAACGUGUUGAAAUGGAUAUAGUAUCAAAUCCAGCCGAAACAAUUAAUAUUAGAAAAGCCAUAACUGCUGGUUAUUUUUAUCACAUUGCAAGAUUGUCAAAAGGUCAUUAUCGCACUGUUAAACAUAAUCAAACCGUUAUUAUUCAUCCAAAUAGCAGUUUAUUUGAAGAACUUCCAAGAUGGGUUUUAUACCAUGAGUUGGUAUUAACAACUAAAGAAUAUAUGAGACAAGUCACGGAGAUUGAAAGUAAAUGGCUACGUGAAGUAGCUCCUCAUUACUAUCAAGACAGAGAACUUGAAGACUCUACUAAUAAAAAAUUACCUAAGACAUUAGGAAAAACAAGUUCUGAACUAAAAACGAAUAAUUAA
This is a messenger RNA of Macrosiphum euphorbiae (potato aphid), 2616 nucleotides long. The record is from the annotation of a GenBank genome assembly. NCBI's taxonomy places the organism in Eukaryota, Metazoa, Arthropoda, Insecta, Hemiptera, Aphididae.